AUGGCUGCCACCCGGGCGUUUGCCCCGGCCCAGCUGACGUAUUGGUCUAACAACGUCCAGGGACUCAACUCCCCGGAAAAACGGGCCCACUUGCACCGUCGACUGUGGAGCGCUAAAGCCUCCGUAGUUUUCCUGCAAGAAACCCAUCUCAAAGGUGGAGACGCACCUAAACUAGAAAACCGGCGCUUUCCUCUGGGAUUCUACGCUAACCACCCCGACACCAAAAAAGCCGGAGUCGCGAUUCUGUUCGCUCACUCGGUACCAUUCCAGAAUACACAAACUCUAGCAGACCCGAACGGGAGGUACCUCUUCCUGAGAGGCACCAUCGCAGACCAUGAAUACACCUUUGCGUGCUUAUACGGUCCAAACAGAAAGCAACAUAAGUUUCUACGCCAGGUGCUAGCCAAACUGGAAAAGUUCAGAGGGGCCCUGCUAAUCGUAGCAGGAGAUCUAAACAUGCCGCUGGACCCCAUACGAGACACCUCGAGGGGCCAAAGUGCGAUCCCCACACACUGCCUGAAAGCCGCACAACGAUUCUUACACAAGAUGGGGCUAGUGGACUGCUGGAGGACAUACCACCCAGACGACCGAGACUAUACCCACUACUCCGCGGUACACGCACACUAUAGUCGAAUCGACUACAUUUUCAUGGCCCAGGAGUAUCUUAACCUAUUACGUAGCGCAGACCUAGGCAUCAUGGACCACUCUGACCACGCACCGGUACUGAUCGAUACACAAUCCCCGCUCUUUAAACCCAGAGAAAGACAGUGGAAGCUUAAUGAAUCCAUGCUAGACGACCUGGAAUUUACCACCGCUAUGAACCAGGCCCUAACUGACUACUUCACGACAAACGAAAGUCCGGACAUACAGCCGCUGACUCUCUGGGAAGCGCACAAAUGUGUCAUCCAAGGACACCUUAUCACAAGCUGCACCCGCUGCAAAAAACAAAGGACGACGCAAAUUGCUAACCUGACAAGCCGCAUAGCUGAGCUUGAACAAACCCAUAAAUCCACUUUGGAUGACAACACAUACCUCCGACUCACGGAAACUCGCAGAGAGCUUCGAGAUAUAUUGACCCAAGGACUACUCCACACUGCCAGGAAAACAUCUCGAUACUUCUACGAACAUUCGAAUAAAAGUGGACGACUGCUGGCGAAGAUGCUCCAAGAAAAACGGAGAACACGACACGUCCACAAGAUACACACGAAAGAAGGUGCCAUCACCCGGCUCCCGGAGGGCAUCCUAACAGCUUUCAAAGAGUAUUACAAGACGCUAUACGACCAAGCACAGCAUAAAUCGGGACGUACGGUGACACACCAUCAGGAACGGAUAGCUGCAUACUUAGAAGAACAUACCACCCGCAAACUGACGCCUGAACAAAAGGCCGACCUGGAACAACCCAUGACAAUUGAGGCAUUAGCGGGAGCCUUGAAAACAUCCAAACCCCACAGGGCUCCGGGACCUGACUGCCUCCCUAUCGCAUAUAUACGUACCUUUAAGGACGUUCUCCUUCCUAGACUCCUCACCGGGAUCAAUUCCAUCCAAGAAGGAGGACGAUUCCCUAAGCCAUGGCCACCAGAGUAGCGCAAACGCUCCCCAACCUGAUACACCCGGACCAGGUUGGGUUCAUACCCGGGAGGGAGGCCAGGGACACCACCAUCCGAGCCCUUAACAUCAUACACACAGCAGUGGCCGGCAAACGAGACAUGGUGCUUCUAUCCACCGACGCCGAAAAGGCGUUUGACCGGGUAGACUGGGAUUACAUGGCAGCAACCCUGAGUCACAUGGGGUUUGGCCCACGAUUGCGAACCUGGGUAGCCGCACUAUACACCACGCCGUCAGCACGCAUACGUGUCAAUGGAGCCCUGACCGACUCAUUUGACAUAAGUAACGGCACAAGGCAAGGAUGCCCCCUAUCCCCCCUUCUAUUCGCCCUCACUCUCGAACCCUUCCUUGAAGCGGUCAGACAGCAUGGGGGGAUCACAGGAUUUAGCAUAGGCGGAAAGAAACACCGAGUAGCGGCUUAUGCCGACGACAUGCUAUUUUUCCUGGAGCAACCUAGGGUAUCGACACCGAACCUCCUGGACGCAUUUCGAACUUACAGUGAGGUAUCCAACCUAAAGCUAAAUCUGGAUAAAUCCGAAGCAAUGCUGCUCACGAGGGACGCGACUCUCCAGCAACACAUCCAAACGCAAUUCCCCUUCAGAAUAUGCACCUCCAAAUUGCGAUAUCUUGGCGUCUGGCUACCCGAGGACACGACGCGCAUAUACCAACUGAACUUCGCACCCCUUCUAGCUACCCUACAACUAGAUAUAAAACGGUGGACGGCCCAGUACAUCUCAUGGUUUGGCCGCAUAAAUGCAAUAAAAAUGAAUGUCAUGCCUCGCAUUCUAUACCUAUUCCAGACACUACCAACAACCAUCCCAAGAGGGUUCUUUCAAGCGAUAACGACUACCAUCCGACAGUUCGUCUGGAACCACAAACCAUCACGCGUGAAACGGUCCACCUUAGAACAACCAAAAAGCCAGGGCGGAACGGGACUCCCGUCGAUCAUCACAUACUACCAGGCAACCCACAUACAUCGACUGGUCGAUGGCACGCUAAUCCGACCACUAAACAAUGGGUCCACAUAGAAAUACAACAAGCCCUAGGCAAAAUCCCCGCCCAACUGUGGCUGGGCGAAACAUCUCUUGGGAACUUACGCACGGACAACCCAAUGAUAAACGCCACGCUGCAGGUCUGGUGCAAGGUUCGCUACACCAGGAACCUCACGACAUCCCCCAACCCGCUUACACCUAUUACUAACAAUCCGAAGCUGGCGGGAGGGCUUAGCCCAGCCGACCUAAGGAACUUGGGAGCUACAGACUGGGUAUACAUAAGCCAAUGGUGUGAUGGGCCGAACCUAAAGACAAUGGGGGAACUUCUACAAGACCGCCGACCAACUAGAAUGGACUAA
Messenger RNA from Pelobates cultripes (western spadefoot toad), 2956 nucleotides. The record is from the annotation of a GenBank genome assembly. NCBI's taxonomy places the organism in Eukaryota, Metazoa, Chordata, Amphibia, Anura, Pelobatidae.